Xenia sp. Carnegie-2017 is the source of this 2028-nucleotide messenger RNA. RefSeq names its product UDP-GalNAc:beta-1,3-N-acetylgalactosaminyltransferase 2-like. The record is from RefSeq and is a predicted model, not a curated record. The coding region runs from base 858 to 1811 and encodes 317 amino acids. The transcript has 13 exons. NCBI's taxonomy places the organism in Eukaryota, Metazoa, Cnidaria, Anthozoa, Malacalcyonacea, Xeniidae.
AAAGCACGAAAAUAUUUAUAUGACAUGAACAAACUUGCUUGAUGACAACUUUGCUCAGUCAAAUACUUAUUAUCUAUCAAUUACGUAUUUACAGAAGUCUUGAUUUGAACUACAUUUAUGCGUUUAUUUGCUAAACCUAGUCUUCCCCAAUGUUGUUUUCUUCUUAUUUCAGACAUCCUAAUGUAAUUAUAUUGACAACAUCGAACAUAACUAGAGCCAUAGACGUUGCGUUCGUGGACAGAGCCGACAUCAAACAGUAUAUUGGUCCGCCAUCAGCCAAAGCUAUUUACAAAAUUUACCAUUUGUUUCUUUGUCGACAACGAUGUAACACACUGUAGUCUUGAAUUAAAGAAGAUAGCCGAAAAAAGUUAUCAACUAAGUGGUCGAACUCUUCGUAAACUACCAUUCCUUGCACAUGCGCUGUAUUCGAAAGCGCAAACGAUAACCUUAGAAGAGUUUUUGAAUAAUCUUUCAAUGGUUGUCGACAAGCAGUUCAAAGAAAAAGAGAAUCUUUGCUCAGUUGGUGAAGAAAAAAGCGUGCAAACGUGAUCUUUUUAGCGAUUGUAUACUUUUUAUACAUUCAUAGUAAUAUUUUGGAUAUGUUUUGUUGAAGAUUAAGAUUUUUGUAUUGCUCAAUUUAAGUUCAAUAAGUAACAUAGAUCACAAAGUUUGCUAAUUUAUAUUGAUGCUUUAAGACUCCUUACAUGACGUUUCCGCAACACACCCGAGGUCAAAGUUCGUAUAUAUUAAAAUGCAACAAUGUGUAUAGUUCGUUAUUGAGGAUAAUGUAUAGAUUAUUUUACAUAGGGAAAGAUAUUUAUACGCUAUAGUUAAUUGUAACUGUUUAAUUUCAACUUAUGUUUACAUUAAAUGACAUCCUUAAGCCAACUUUACUAAUAUUGAUCGCUAUUUUCGUGUUAUACAUCUAUAAUCAUCUUGUUGUUAAAGAUUUGAAGCUUUGCUGCGAUAAUACAGCAGAGAAUUAUUCUCAUUAUGAUUUGGUCGUUGGAAUACUUUCAUCGCGCGGCAACUUUGAUUUGAGGCAAAGUUUACGUGAAUCAUGGCUUGGCUAUGCAAGACGACAUUCAUCUCUAAAUAAAAGAGUGUUGGUGAAGUUCAUCGUUUCAAAUAAUGCAUGUUACGUUCCUCCAGAGUUCAGGAUUGAUCCUUACAAAUGCGAAAGAAAGAAAAUCGAAUCUCCAAACUACGAAAAUGAAGUAAUUGCUUACAAACGACCAAAUGAAGAAAAUUUGAGAUAUUUUCACAGUGGAUCUAUCGGAUGGGACUUUGAUAUCAUCCGUCCCAUUAUUUUGACUCGUCUUGGCAUCUCUUUAUCAUCGUUGAAUUCAAAAAGAAACUCUUCUGUUCGACUCUACGACAGAACAACUAAGAGCGAAAUUAUAUCUGUUUAUUUCUCUUUCCAAGACCCUGGUACAACAGAAAACGGUUCGUCGUUUAAAGCAAUUGAAAACUUUAUUUUGCCAAAGGACUUCAAGGGCAGCGUCGUGUCUGAAAACGUAAAAUGUUCAAGUUCUCGAUGCAGAAAAUGCGAGUAUUUUGCCAACAUUGAAAACGGAGAGGAUUAUUUCAAUGUACACAAGAUAAGACGGAUUAACAACGAGUUCGCCGUCUUUCCCGAAGUCGAGGAAUCAAUUCCUGAUGCUAGAUGCGUGGAUGGGGCUGGAACGUUCAUGUAUCGACUUUACAGGUGGUUUCUUGCAAUGAAGUGCAAAGUACACAUGCAUGUACGUAAUAAAUUGGAUGGCUGUCUCUAUGCGAUCAAAAGAAGUCAUAUGAAUCCGAAAAGUUAACUGUUUAACCGUAAAAUCACUCGAAAUGUAAAGUUACUUUCUAGAUUGAACCGUGAAAAUAAGGUAAAAAGAAAGUUAUUAUUCACAAUGAAUUUAUGACAUAAGGGUAUAAUUUAAACGAUACAAAUGGCUUGGCUUAUUAAAUGCUAACUUUGUAAAAUCUAUUAUAAGAAUUAGAUAAUCCAUUUUUUCCAUGAAGCUCAUGGAUACUUUUGUU